This is a messenger RNA of Drosophila virilis, 1040 nucleotides long. RefSeq lists its product as uncharacterized. NCBI's taxonomy places the organism in Eukaryota, Metazoa, Arthropoda, Insecta, Diptera, Drosophilidae. The record is from RefSeq and is a predicted model, not a curated record.
ACCACACCGCAAGGAUAACGCGCGCCGUGUAAACAACAUUACACAACUCUGUAUAUAAGCAUACACACUUUAUAUCUAGGGGAGCAUCGAGCUAUAAAGUACAAACAGAAAAAAAAUAUAAAACAUUUCAGUGGCAACAAUUUCAGCUUACAGAUUCGGAACGGAGGCGAGGAGUCCUGUUUGUUUCCAAAGCUGGAUGCCAAGCUGAACUUUGACUUAAAAUAGAGUACAAUCCAUACAACAAAAUGUUCCACAACAAGCGAUGCCAUAAACUAGCUCAAUAAAUUCAAAAAGUGUCUCGCAACUAAAUACGAAAGAAGACCAUAGAAAUCUGAUAAGCCAGGCGCAACUAAGAAGCUCAGAAUGCAUCAGGUGCUCAGCUAUGAGACGGCUGUGAGGGCCAACAGCAGCUCGCGCGAAUAUCGCGAAUAUGUGACAAAACGCACCUGCGCCUCACUUCUGCUCACCAUUGGCUUCUUCAUGCUCAUCUCAGGCUAUUUGCUCGGCAAUUUCGUGACGGAACGUAAAUAUUACAUACGUCAGCUGCUCACAAAAAAGGCAAUCAAGCUUGACGAUGGUGGCGGAGGCGACGGCGAAGGCGACAGGUAUGUGCAGCUGAAUAGCGUGGAUUAUGGCAAUUUACAGGAACUGCGCGCCUAUCAGAAGAACAAGGACCAACUGCUGGCCGCCGCCCAGGUGCUGAACAAGCUGCUGCAGCAGGACGAGAGCGAAAUAUAUUUGGCUACAUCCUUGAACACGGAAAUCUUCAACAAAUACAUCAGCUGCACGCAGGACAUACCGCCGAACACGAACAUUAAAGCCAGUCAGUUUAUAGAACAGCUAAUUGAUAAUACCAUAGCCAGGCAGCGGGAUUGCAUGCGGAUUAUUCAGGUGGUAAUCGAUAAUCAUCUGGCCAACAGUCAGCUUUAAGCCCAAUGGACAUAAUGGAAGUAAGCGUUAAACUGUCGCAGUCGUUAAUGUGUUUUUAGUUUUAAAUAUAAAUUAUAUUCUGUAACAGACAGAAAUUAUUUUAAAUAAUG